AACAUGGACUACACCAAACUUUGAUCACGUCUGUUAACCAGCUCCAGGAAUACGCUCAUAGCACUGUGGAACACUCUUCUUGCAUUUUCUCACACGCUCUCGCCCAGAUUUCUUCCUUUUGCAGACUUCUGCGUGUCCCUCUGGUGCCGUGAGCUAACCCCAUUCCGCCGUCAGCACGUGCGACCAACCUGCUCUGAGAUCGACAGACUGCCUGGCGACGGCGUUCCGACCAUAAUCCGCCUUAUAUCACUCUGAGGUCGUUAUACUACCAACAUUCGGGAAUGCCUGGCCCUCCACCGCCUCCUCCGCUGCCUGGAAUGGGCCGGGGAGCCGGCGGUCCUCCCCCUCCACCUCCUCCACCACCAGGAGGCUUGCCAUCCAAAAAGCAGACCCAAGGCGCAGGAAGAGGUGCACUUCUCAGCAGUAUUGAAUCAGGAACACGACUCAGAAAGGUCACCCAGAUCAAUGAUAGAUCUGCUCCAAUACUGGAAAAGAAAACGAGCACGGUUGCGCCAGUCAUGGGAGCACCUCCAGUUCCAGGAAUGAGUAAACGCCCUUCACCCGGCGUUCCUGGCGGAGCACCUCCACCGCCUCCAGGCAGUCUUGCUCCGCCUGCGCCGAAUCGAGCAAGAAGCAACAGUGACAGCGGAGAUACGGGUGCUGGAGGCGGACCUCCACAGCUGGCAGGGCUGCUCGCAGGAGGUAUACCAAAGCUACGGAAAACAGGCGGAGCAGGGGUUGACACGGGAGCUGAUAGAAGCUCACCGUACAUGUCAGAUCCGGAAUCAACACGAAGCUCUGCUCCACGUCCGCCUAUAGCGACGCCACCACGUCCUCCUGCUGCAGCACCUCCACGCGUUCCUGGAGCACCGCCUCCGUUGCCUCCUGGUACAGCACCUUCUGCACCCGUCGUACCCUCAGUAGCAAGUCUGAGAGGCAAUUUGCGAGGCGCGUCUGUAUCCAUGGUUGAUGUUUCAUCGAAACCCAAGCCGCCCCCCCCCGGCAAAAAGCCCCCUUUACCGACAUCUCGAAAACCUUCAGGACUUGCUCCUCCACCCCCUCCGCCGGCAAGUUCAGCACCUGCACCCCCUCCUGCCCCCCCUUCGGCGCCCCCUCUUCCUCCCUCGGCACCUCCUGUUCCAGGAUCCGCAGCUCCUCCGCCGCCCUCUCGGUCGACACCACCACCACCUCCUCCGAGCUUGCCACCUAGCACUUCAAAUGGCGCGAACAGCUUGGCAGCGCAAGCAGCGCGAAACGCAUUUAACCGCUCUGCAUCCACUUCAACUCCUUCAGUACCCCCGCCACCUCCACCUCCUCCUGCUUCUGCUCCGAACCCGCCUGCUCUUUCAUCGCGCAUACAAAAUGUCCAAGACGACCAGGACGAAUAUGAUCCGUAUAACUACUCGAAGCCGGCUCCAUCACCGCCUUCCUCGGCACCCAGGGCUCCUCCCGCCCCCUCAUUACCUCCUCCGCGACCCUCUUCUCAAGCGCCUAGUACCCCAGCUCAGCCUCCUCCCCCGCCUCCGCCUCCUGAGGCGCCGCUAUCGCGGAACACGAGCUCAAGCACCAACAAGAACCUUGAUGUCUCAUCAGUGCCUCGGUCGCAAUCCGGAGUGCAGCAGGCGGAGGGAGCAGCGACAGCAAAGGUGGCUUCUAAUCUACUUCAAACCAACGCCUCAUCCUAUACUCUCACAAACGGAGGGAACAGAGACAGUCGUGCAGGCUCUCUUGCAUCGCCUCCACCCACUCGUAGCCCGGGCAUCAUAAGGAUUCAAGACGCAAGGUGGAAAUUCCAGGAUGAUUCGGCGCUACCCAAGCCGCGUGACUUCCGCGGCGUUCAGAAGAGGUACCGUGCCGGACGUGUGAGCAGCGUGCCAUUGGACUUGAGUGCCUACCAAUGAGGCACGGGUCUGCCAUGACCAUUGUCGUCUCUCUUUAGUUAAGGAAAAUGAAAAGAUUUGAGUUCGACAAUGCUAGUUUCGACUGGAAUCUCAAUGUAGAAAUCUUCUUUCUCCCAUUAAUCGCGCGUGUCUUUUUU
This is a messenger RNA of Verruconis gallopava, 2038 nucleotides long. RefSeq lists its product as uncharacterized. The coding region runs from base 282 to 1901 and encodes 539 amino acids. The transcript is spliced from 2 exons. Gene Ontology annotation, molecular function: actin binding. The record is from RefSeq and is a predicted model, not a curated record. NCBI's taxonomy places the organism in Eukaryota, Fungi, Ascomycota, Dothideomycetes, Venturiales, Sympoventuriaceae.